This is a messenger RNA of Halteromyces radiatus, 1656 nucleotides long. RefSeq names its product acyl-CoA N-acyltransferase. Gene Ontology annotation, molecular function: histone acetyltransferase activity. The transcript has a single exon. Bases 90 to 1622 code for a protein of 510 amino acids. The record is from RefSeq and is a predicted model, not a curated record. Gene Ontology annotation, biological process: regulation of DNA-templated transcription. Lineage: Eukaryota; Fungi; Mucoromycota; Mucoromycetes; Mucorales; Cunninghamellaceae.
UUUUUUUUUAACAACAACAACAACCUGUAUUACGUAACCUCUCGAAUCGUCGUCCGCAGUAUUAUCACCAGCAUCAUUCUUCCAUUACAAUGUCUUUGACGUCAAAUCAAACUUUGGAUCCUGAACAAAAGUUAUUGAUGGAACAGUUUUUAGCCAAACCUAUCAACUGCAAACUGUUUGUCCAAAAGAUCAAUAUCAUCAACAAUCAAACAGAAUCAGAAUAUCGAAAUGCAGAAAUAUUACAGGAACGCACCACUCCUUCUCGCGGCUUAGAGUUCUAUGUGCAUUAUGUGGAAUUCAAUAAACGAUUGGAUGAAUGGGUAUCUGUCACCAGACUGGACUUCACUCGACCCAUCACCUUCCCAACCAUCAAAAAGAAAACAACUGGCAACAAAAAAGGAAGAAAUUUGAAGGAAACAACUCCAACCUCACAGCAACAAGCCUCAAGCUCGUCUCCAUCCUUACUGGAUUCUAGUCAACCAAGCACACCUAUCACCAAUAUUGCAACCAUGAGCCAAAAACGGAAAUGGGAUGAACAAGAAACUACUGAUGAUACAAAGGAUGCAGAUCAGGAUGGAGACAACGAAGCACCAACUACAGUUGUACUUGCGGAAGAUGAUGAUGAUGAUGAUGAUGGAUCAACAACAAAUAGAACUGUGAAACGAGAACAUGAUGAUGGGUCUACACCUCCAAGAACUUUUUCAAAAAAAACAGAAAUCGAACAACUACGAACGUCUGGGUCUAUGACACAAUGUGUAUCGGAAGUGGCAAGAGUGAAGAAUUUCAAUUCAAUUCAAAUGGGCAAACAUGAAGUGGAAACUUGGUAUUUUUCACCUUAUCCUGUGGAAUAUGCUUAUUGUGAUACAUUGUAUAUUUGUGAAUUCUGUUUAUCGUAUUAUGCAUCACGACGACAAUUGGAACGACAUCGAUUACAUUGUCAGUUACAUCAUCCUCCAGGCAACGAAAUCUAUCGACACAAUGACAUCUCAUUUUUCGAAAUUGAUGGACGCAAACAACGAACAUGGUGCCGAAACCUCUGUUUACUUUCCAAACUGUUUCUAGAUCACAAGACUCUUUAUUACGAUGUUGAUCCUUUUUUAUUUUAUUGCAUGACAGAAAGGGAUGCUUAUGGAUAUCAUUUGAUUGGUUAUUUUUCCAAGGAAAAGGAAUCUUCUGAAAAUUACAAUGUGGCAUGUAUUCUGACAUUACCUCAAUACCAACGCAUGGGUUAUGGCAAGUUAUUGAUCGCAUUUUCUUAUGAACUGUCCAAGGUUGAAGGCCGUACUGGUUCACCAGAAAAACCAUUAUCGGAUUUGGGUCUAUUGUCUUAUCGUGCUUAUUGGACAGAAACGAUUGUGGCAUUUUUACUUUCAGCAACGGAUGAUAUUACGAUUGAAGAUAUAUCACAUCGAACAUCCAUUACAACUCAAGAUAUCCUUCAUACUCUACAAAACAUUGGUGCUCUUCGAUAUUAUCGUGGUCAACAUAUUAUAUGUCUUGGUGAAAAAGUGGUGGAACAAUAUGAAAGGAAUCAACAAAAGACAACAAGGAGGACCAUCUUGGGUGAAAAACUGGAAUGGAAACCAAUGCAUUUCUCAUCUUCUCAACUGCGGUACUUAUAAUACUUUAUUUUUUUUUUUAUUUUUAUUUUUAUUU